UUUUGUUCGCUGAAUUUGAGGAGCUAGGCGGGGAAAUCCCUAUUUUUCGAACUCUGACGAGACAGUUGGAAUUUCUAACUCAGCUCGAUACCACCAUAUUCUUUCAUCAAGAGCAAGCUGGUCGAUAUAAAAAUAUGGCUCACAAGCGGCCAAUGAGCGUACAUGUAGAUGAGUUAAAGUCCUUCAAUCUCUUCUCUGCAUUUGGUGCAGAUGGUAGGCUGAAAGUUCCUCGACCCACUGCACAGGACCUGGAGUCGGAUGAAGAAGAAGACUUGGAGGAUCUCAAAGCAAAACUGUCCGGACCAAGUAAAGGAAAAGGAAAGGCAAAGACUGCGCAAAAGAGGAAACAGAAGAAGAAGAAGUAUGAUGACAGCGAUGAAGAUGAGGAAGUGGUUGACCUCAUGGCAAGUCCACCUAGGAAGGCCUAUGAGAACCUGGUAAAUGGCGACUCUCCUUCCCCUCCCCCGCCCCCAGAGUUUGAUGAUCAGAUGGUUGCUGAGAUAAGAAGAAAGAACAGAGGUGCGGCUCAAACAAUACAUAACCUUGAGAGUAGGAUGAGGUCAUACCAGAUGUCCAAAGCCAUAGCAGCGAUGGAUAACGUAUCUCCAGUCAAGAACAGUCCAUCAGAGUUCAUUGACCUUAACGCAGCUAUCGCCAGGGAGACCAUCACCAUCAAAGUGAGAAGUCGAAAAGGCUUGUUGCGAUUUGAGGAUUAUCCGAUGAAUCAAACCUUUGAGAAGAUAUUCACCGAGCUGGGCGUGUCAGAGGGCGUGGAAGGAAGACGAGUGAGGAUAACCAGGAAAGGUGAUAACCUCUUGCAUGAGGACACACCCAGCUCUAUCAAUCUUCACAUAGCAGACAUACUGGAUUAUGUGAUAGUAGAUGGGGUAACACCUGCCAUAGUAUGGUACUCCACCACUCUUACCGAGGAGGAUUAUGUCAGGGUUACACUGAGAACCAGGGAGAAGAACUGCAAAACAAUCACUAAAAAAUUAGCUAAGAUGGAGACCUUCGAGACAGUGUUUCAAGCGUUUUCUGAACUUCACAACAAGCCCAUUCAUCAACUGCAUUUCUCCUUUGACGGUGAUGACGUCGCCCCCACCGCUACCCCUCAAGAUUUGGACAUGUCCGAAGAAAACGUCAUCGACGUCAUUAUCUUAUAGGAGAUGAAACCCAGCUGAUGGUGAAAACCAAAGAAACGUUUAUAAGCAAGCACUGGAUAAAGGUGUUUGAGAGAAGGAAGCAAUCCAUGCUUGCUGUUCUGAAAUGUUGAGUAGACCCAAUAGAACGUCUGGUGAUGUUGCUUCCUAACCGUGCUUCCUUCGUUAAUUCCUGGUGUAGUGGUACCCCUGCAGAACCCAAUCAGUUAAAGGUACUAUAGACCAGUUCUGGUCAUGCGAUUGCAUUGUGAAAGAAUGUUGUGGAGUCGAUCAUAAAAGGAUGAUCAUCUAGCAUAAGUAUUGGUGUGUACUGCAAGGUUCUGGAAUCAUCAAAAUGUUAAGAAAUUUGGCCCAGUCUUGGUAAAGUUAC
Strongylocentrotus purpuratus (purple sea urchin) is the source of this 1530-nucleotide messenger RNA. Its product is annotated as NFATC2-interacting protein. Bases 135 to 1163 code for a protein of 342 amino acids. The record is from RefSeq and is a predicted model, not a curated record. Gene Ontology annotation, molecular function: protein binding. NCBI's taxonomy places the organism in Eukaryota, Metazoa, Echinodermata, Echinoidea, Camarodonta, Strongylocentrotidae. The transcript is spliced from 8 exons. Gene Ontology annotation, biological process: cytokine production; positive regulation of transcription by RNA polymerase II.